AAAAGUUUAGAAGCUGUGACCAUGAAUCAUAGGUUGAUAAAUCAGGUUGAUAUCAAAACUCUUCCAUGCGUAAGGAAGCGUCCACUGUACACAAACCCUGCACAAAUUGAUACCGAAAUCGAAACCGCAGUUAAGUACGCGCACCGAUGUGGAAGCGUAAUCCAAAUCCAAUACAAGGACUUUAGUCCUUGGUGUCAGCUGGUAGCGCGUUUCUCAAGCUGGGCAUUCAACACAGCGUGAAAUUGAGACAUGCCAAGACGCAGGAAGCUUGCCUCCGCCUGCGACACGUUGGAGUGCAGACCAGAGGACAAAGAAGAUGGGAAAUCCGUUGAUGAUCCUGGCUUCCCUGAUGACUACCUGGACGACCUCGACACACUCGUCUCGGCUGUGGACACCGUCGUCUUGUGCCUGAACGUUCCGUUGAAACGUGGGCGUACCGGAGUACCGGAUGGCUGUAUCGUGACCCCGGACCUCAGGCGCGUGUUCACCGACCAGAAGACCUUGGUGGCUCGCAAGGAGGCCUUGGCGAACCUUGGCGUUUCGAGGGCCCUGUUCGCCGGCUGCGCGGCGUUCUCUUCGUCGAAGCCUUACCGUCGCGCCGCAAUGACGGUUCUGGCGGCAGCGCGCUCCCUGUGCAUCAUUCAUAACAGGGACAGCGUGUGCAAGCUGGCGAGCUGGUUCCCCUCGGUCACGGACUUGGCGCUGCCGCACAAUCUGGCCUUCCGUGGCGUCUGCAGCCGUCAGGACUGCGAAGGCCACAGCGGCAGAAAGGCACGUGCCCGCGCUCGUUUUUUUCGAAUCGCCAGUAAAUGA
This is a messenger RNA of Dermacentor andersoni, 813 nucleotides long. The record is from RefSeq and is a predicted model, not a curated record. Lineage: Eukaryota; Metazoa; Arthropoda; Arachnida; Ixodida; Ixodidae.